Molecule: messenger RNA, 1917 nt
Organism: Lichtheimia ornata
Lineage: Eukaryota; Fungi; Mucoromycota; Mucoromycetes; Mucorales; Lichtheimiaceae
Exons: 10
Coding region: 1-1917 (638 amino acids)
Biological process (GO): microtubule cytoskeleton organization; mitotic spindle midzone assembly
Cellular component (GO): cytoplasm; mitotic spindle midzone; spindle
Molecular function (GO): microtubule binding
Source: RefSeq, a predicted model, not a curated record
AUGUCCACCACCGACAAUCUCGUAUCACAACUCAACGAACGUCUUGCCCAAUUGCAUAUCAUUCACAAUGAAAUUGGAACGUCAACCAACAAACAACAACAGCAAAAACAACUUUUAUUUGAAGCCAUGAUUCGUGCAGCCGAUCAGCAUGUCGACCAGGUCGUUAACGAGCGCAAUGCCCUUGAAGACAACAUCCACGCCACACACGCACGCAUUUUGACCUUGAAGCGACUCAUGGGGGAAUUUGUUACGGACAAUGGCUUUGUACGCAAAGACACUCUCUUGGCAACUUUGCAGGACUUGGAAAUGGAGAAGCAAGUCGUACAAAAGCAAUAUGAAAAGCGACUUGAAGGGGUCCUAGUCUUGCAACAAGAGUUGAUACGAUUCCGCGAAUGUCUCCAGAGCUUUGUGAACAGUGAUUUGAUUACCGAGCAAGAUACGGAUGUUUCUACGCCUGCAGUGGCUGCUAUGGAGGAGGAAAUCAAACGUUGUCAAAAUGAAUUUCGCGCACGGACACAGUACCUGGACAAGUGCGUCAAACAAAUUGUCGACCUAUGGAUGGUGCUUGGGUUACUACCACAGGAUGAUCGUGAUAGCGACUUGUAUCAGUUAUACGACGCCGAUGUGACAGCACCUGAAAAACUGGCAUUAUACAACAAACUCGUGAGCGAUGACAAUAUACAUGAUAUCGAACAAAGGAUCAAAGAGCUGGAGACACUGCAGCAAGAACGUGAAUUUCGAAAGCAAGAAAUCGUGCAUCGGCUCAAUCAUCUAUGGGAUCGACUCAAAGUGCCAAAGAAUGAACGUGAUGCAUUCCGACAAAAGCAUAAUGGAUUGAAAGAGCAGGAUAUCAAAGAGUACGAGAAGCUUGUUAAUGAUCUCAGCAAACUCAAGUCAGAGCGAUUGGAUGACUUUAUACAAGGUGCACGGGAGGAUUUGGUGCGUUUAUGGGAUCAGCUUUACCUUUCUCGUGAAGAACGACAACAAUUCAAACCAGCAUUUGAAGACCAAUACAACGACCAUUUGCUGGAUCUCCAUGAGAAGGAAAUUAGUCGACUACAGCUGCUUGUUGAAGACCGAAAGUACAUCUUGGAUCGUAUCGAGCGUUAUACGAAGCUCACAGAAGAAGUCAAGGAGUUUGAGGAAAUCACCAAUGAUCCAUCUCGGUUGUUUAGUAGGGGUCAACGUGAUCCUGGUCGAUUGUUACGAGAAGAACGUUUCCGCAAGAGAAUUGCUAGGGAGUUACCCAAGGUCAAGCAUGAACUUGAAGGAGCAUUACUUGAGUUUGAAGUGACGCAUGACAAACCAUUCUGUGUCUAUGGCAAGCCGUACCUUAAGGAGAUCAUGGAUAGCAACAUCAAUGGGCCAACGGAUACGGGCAAUAGCCGAACACCACGUCGUCAUCAUAUCCAAAAUGACAUUGAUGAGGAAAUAUGCUACAGCAAAGCAGCCACCAGUCCUCGCUACAAAUCACCAAGCGCACGUCGCAUUUUCCGCACACCACAACCUCGUCGUACAUAUGACUUUAAUGCACGUCUUGCUCAAAUCAACCGCCCCAAUCCACCACAACGACAAAAGUCAUCUACGGAUGAACCAAGCAUCCUUCAUCGUGUGCGCGCUCAUAACAUUCGAAAACGACGUGCAGCAAUAGCCAAAGCAGGCCGCUCAGCACAAGAUCGAACCAGUGGAAGCAGCAGUGAUUACACAUUCGAUAGUAGUCUCUUUUCGGAUAAUGCGGCCAAUGAUGAAAAUACAGCUCCCUCUGACAAUGGCUCGGAACACUUGACAACGCCCUCUCAUCAGAAAUUGAAGCAACGAGCAAGCCCAAAACUAUUCAGUGACGACGAUGAUGCUCUCGAUUUCGAUAUCUUUGAUGAUGGGCCAGAGCUAAGCGAGUUAUCGGCUGACGAAGCAUGA